CGGGCCCGGCCGCGCCUCCCGCCGUGUCGCGCCGCUGAGCUCAUCGCUCGGCGCCGGAAAGAAGCCAGGCGGCGGGAGCCGGUUGCUUGGGCCCAGUGCUGCUGCUCCUCGGAUGCGGGCUGAGCUGUUGCUUCUGCCCUACAGGGCCGGGCUGCGGCUGCUCCCGCCGCUCCGGCUGCGGCACCGGGCGCCGGGCACCAUGAAGCUGCAGUCCCCCCAGUUCCAGGCGCUCUUCACGCCGGGGCUCCGCAGCCUGGCGGAAUUGUUUGAGAAGAAGAACUAUGAGCUGAGAAUAGCAGGAGGUGCUGUGAGGGAUUUACUGAGCGGAAUGACACCACAAGAUAUAGAUUUUGCCACUACAGCUACGCCAGCAGAGAUUAAGGAAAUGUUCACAUCUGCUGGUAUUCGCCUGAUCAAUAACAAAGGAGAAAAACACGGAACCAUUACUGCCAGGCUCCAUGAACAGAAUUUUGAAAUUACUACUCUUAGAAUAGAUGUUGUCACCGAUGGACGACAUGCAGAGGUUGAAUUCACCACUGACUGGGAAAAGGAUGCUGAAAGGAGGGAUCUGACUGUCAAUUCCAUGUUUUUAGGUUUGGAUGGGAUGCUGUAUGAUUUUUUUAAUGGAUAUGAAGACUUGAAAAACAAGAAAAUUAGAUUUGUAGGAAAGGCAAGUGAGAGAAUACAAGAAGAUUAUUUACGAAUCUUAAGAUAUUUCAGAUUUUAUGGAAGAAUUGCAGAGAAACCUGGUGAUCAUGAACCUAAUACACUGCAGGCAGUUAAAGAAAAUGCCAAAGGUUUGGCUGGAAUCUCAGGAGAAAGAAUUUGGAUGGAACUGAAAAAAAUUCUUCUUGGAAAUCAUGUAAAUCAUUUGGUUCGCCUUACGUAUGAGCUGGAUAUUGCCCAAUACAUAGGACUACCACUUGAUGGAAAUUUAGAGGAAUUUGACAGAGUCUCUAAAAAUAUUCAAAAUCUGUGUCCAAAACCAAUGACUGUUCUGACAUCGUUGUUCAAGGCAAAGGAUGAUGUCACCAACCUUGAUCUGAGGCUGAAAAUCUCAAAAGAAGAAAAAAACCUCGGUCUCUUUUUAGUGAAGCACCGGCAAGAGUUAACCAAAGCUUUGGGUCCAGAACCACUUAGACCGUAUCAGGACUUCAUAAUGGACUCUAGGGAAGCUAAUACAAAUUCCAGGAUCUGUGAGCUUCUAAAAUACCAAGGGGAGGAACAUCUUUUAAGAGAAAUGCAGCAAUGGACUGUUCCUACUUUCCCUGUUAGUGGCCAUGAUUUAAGAAAAAUGGGAGUGUCUUCUGGAAAAGAAAUUGGAGCAGCAUUACAGCAGUUAAGGGAUGAAUGGAAGAAGAGUGGAUACCAUAUGGAUAAAGAAGAACUGUUAAGUUGCCUGAAGAAGUCGUAAAACUGAAUAAUAGUAGAGAACUGAUUGUGCCCUGUUCCGAGCGUGAGUGAGAUACCAGUCAAUACUUUGUCACUGUACACACAGCCAAUAUAGUGUUUGUCGUAUUUAAGAUCUUCAGACAGCCCAGUUCUUCUGUUACUAAUUCAUAGUUUCUGCAAAGAGAGGUUUUAUUUUGUAGUCACGUAAAAUGUUAUUUGCCAAAUUCCCCAUUAUCUAACUCUUUUUCUUGUAUUUUAAUGAUAAGCUUAUUUAUCAUUAAAAUAUGAAGUAAAAAUACUUUACUUGACUCCGGGGCAUUAGAGGUGCCAUCAAGAUUUUUCUCAUUUGGAUUUUGCUUCAUUUAAAAAAAGAAAAAAUAACCACCCAAAUAACCCACCACCCUCCCCCAAAGACGUUUCACUAGAUAAAAUCCUGGGGUUUUUUGUGCCUCGGAGAGUGACACAGUGCCUAGAAAUAAUGGGCUCAACUCUAAUUAUCUGUCUACAUACCAGAUUGAAAUACUCCAGCAGUUCUCUAACAGUCUUACCAUGUAAAGCAAUUCUGUUUUCUAUAAAGAUUUUUAUUUUCUGUAAUUCUAGAAUCAAUUCUAGAUUAAAAGGACGACCUAGCUGAGUCAGUGUCAUGACCUUCUUCUCUCUUCAGUAAUUUUCCAGUAACUUGUUUAUCACUGAGUAACUAAAUCCAUAGAAAACUGGUGAAGGGGUCUACGGUGUUUCCAGCUUGGUGUGUGAAACGUCCUGUUAAUGUCCAUGUCCAGUACUUGAUUCCUGCUUUCGUUCCUGUCUCUUUCCCAGUGAUGUACGAGAAGUUAAAGGGGUUUAACUCUGAGUUAAAGCUGAUGGGGGAAGGAGCCCAGACAAGGAGUUGUUUGCAUGUAGAAGCUCAUAACUCAUAGCGGGGGUCAACGAGGAGUUUGUAGCCACCAAGUGAUGCUGUGACAGGUGGGUUUUUGCAGCAAUGCUGUUCCUGGCUGGUCUUAAUGAACAUGUAUUAGCAUCUCUGGCUUUUUUUUGUGUGUUUUUAAAACAAAACAAAACAGAAAAAUAGCUCUGAGAGCAGCUAUUGUGUGUAUAAAUUUUAUUGCAGGUUUAAAUUUUCCCAUAAAACCAUGGUAACUAAUAAAAUUGUUUGGACUUCA
This is a messenger RNA of Columba livia (rock pigeon), 2552 nucleotides long. RefSeq names its product tRNA nucleotidyl transferase 1 (gene TRNT1). Gene Ontology annotation, molecular function: tRNA binding; nucleotidyltransferase activity. NCBI's taxonomy places the organism in Eukaryota, Metazoa, Chordata, Aves, Columbiformes, Columbidae. Gene Ontology annotation, biological process: mitochondrial tRNA 3'-end processing; tRNA 3'-terminal CCA addition. Bases 113 to 1414 code for a protein of 433 amino acids. Gene Ontology annotation, cellular component: mitochondrion. The transcript is spliced from 8 exons. The record is from RefSeq and is a predicted model, not a curated record.